AUGAAAACAAUUCUACCGAUACUGCUUGGUCUUUCCAUUACAUCUUUACCAUGCGUGCUAUCGGAUACAAAUGCAUUAGAGCGAAUAGUUAACGGGUACAUAGCAGAUAUAACAGAGGUGCCUUAUCAAGCGGCGUUGAGGCGAAAAACUAGUGUCGGCUGGAGCCAUUCGUGUGGCGCCGUUGUGAUAUCUUCCAGGAGCGUGUUGACUGCAGCGCACUGCAUCUAUACUUUUGAAAACAGCACUACCAAAUUGCAAGUAGCUGUUGGCACUACAAAGAAAACUGGUGGGACAUCGUAUAACGUCUCCCAAUUGUUCUAUCACGAACUGUAUUCAUCAGUGACUCUGGAAAACGACAUAGGAGUGGUAGCUGUGGAAAGAAAAAUUAAAUUCAAUGAAAACGUGAAAGCAAUUAGUAUAGCUAUUUCAGCUCUUCACAUUCCAGCGGGUAUUCAGGCUAUUGUUUCAGGGUUUGGGAGCACUGAGUUCGAAGGCCAGUCGUCAUCUGAUCUUAGAGCAGCUGUAGUGGACAUAGUUUCACAAGAAGUUUGUGUCCGCGCGUAUCGGAGAAUUGGCAAUAUCACACCAGGGAUGAUAUGUGCAGCUGGGAAGGACCCACCCCGAGAUGCUUGUCAAGGAGACUCGGGAGGACCUCUCGUGGUGGGCAACACGUUGAUAGGUAUCGUCUCCUGGGGUGAAGGUUGCGCUAAUACCACCUACCCAGGUGUAUACACUCGUGUGUCUGUGUAUAAUGAUUGGAUUCAUGAGCAAUUGAGUCGAAUUGUAUAGUCCUGUUUUCUGUUUUUUAGCCUAUUGGAACCUAUUUUAUAUCAUUGGUACAUUUAUAUGAUUAUUGAUAUAAAUGCGUUUACUUAAUGUAUUAUCCGCUCUUUAAUUUA
Messenger RNA from Zerene cesonia (dogface butterfly), 899 nucleotides. Its product is annotated as trypsin-1-like. NCBI's taxonomy places the organism in Eukaryota, Metazoa, Arthropoda, Insecta, Lepidoptera, Pieridae. The transcript has 4 exons. Bases 1 to 789 code for a protein of 262 amino acids. Gene Ontology annotation, biological process: proteolysis. The record is from RefSeq and is a predicted model, not a curated record. Gene Ontology annotation, molecular function: serine-type endopeptidase activity.